Molecule: messenger RNA, 2304 nt
Organism: Scleropages formosus (Asian bonytongue)
Lineage: Eukaryota; Metazoa; Chordata; Actinopteri; Osteoglossiformes; Osteoglossidae
Gene: fga
Product: fibrinogen alpha chain
Exons: 6
Coding region: 74-2200 (708 amino acids)
Biological process (GO): platelet aggregation; fibrinolysis; positive regulation of heterotypic cell-cell adhesion
Cellular component (GO): fibrinogen complex
Molecular function (GO): signaling receptor binding; extracellular matrix structural constituent; protein-macromolecule adaptor activity
Source: RefSeq, a predicted model, not a curated record
AUCUGUGGGUUCAAAUUGGAAGCAACAGCAGAGGAGCUCUGUAUUCCCCAAAGUGCCCACAAGAAGAAGAAAGAUGGGACUCCAGCGGUCUCUCUGCCUCCUGCUUUUGCUCGUCUCCUCAGCUCAGCUGGAGCCCAGUCCCACGGUGGGACCGAGGGGGAACCGGCCCGUGGAGCAUGGCUACAAAUCGGAAACUUGCGCAAAGGAGAAGCAGUGGCCUUUCUGCUCGGAUGAGGACUGGGGUCCCAAAUGUCCCUCUGGCUGCAGGAUUCAGGGCCUGCUGGACAAGGCCGACCAGCAGCUCACUAUAAAGAUCGACAGGAUCCGCAAGUUCCUGGAGGAUAACCGGAAGCAUUACAAGAACACAGAUCAGUUUGCCAAGCAGACCUAUGACUACAUCCGUGAAAAGCUGGUGUCUGACACCGGUAAUGAUAACAAGUACAUGUCACUGGCUGAUCAGCUGCGCCAAAGGAUCAUCACCAUGAAGGUCAAGAUUGAUCGGCAGCUGAGACUUCUGGAAGCCCUGAAGAAAAGGGUCCAAGACCAGGUUAAAGAAAUGCAGAGGCUUGAGGUGGACAUUGACAUUAAGCUGCGUGCCUGCAAGGGCUCCUGUGCUGACUACUCCGAGUACUCAGUGGACAAGGACAGCUACGUCACCCUGGAAAAGCAGCUCAACAGCUUAGAUGAGAUGAAGUUGCAGAAUGUGGAGACAAUAAGCUCCCUCAAGGUGAUGAAGAGUAGGCCCAUGAAAGACGUCCUGGUGUCCAACAUCUUCAAGUCUGCAGGCCCUGACAGAGAGGCUCAGAAGCAGGAGUUCUUCCCCAAUGUCCAACAAGUGAAGCUGUUCCUGGAGAGCGAAGGUUCAAGUCCAUCUACACCAGCCACCAUCAGUAAGACCUCAGGUACGGCUGAGCAGCUGGGUUCCGAUGCAUCCUCCAAGUCUACCACACGUGUCACCACGCAUACGGUAAAGUGCACCAAAACCAUCAUUAAGCAGGUCUCGCACACAAAAGAUGGCCCGGUGGAGAAAGUUGAGGUGGUUAAGGGUGGGCCUGAGUGCGAGAGUAUGGGCAUCGAUGAAGCCACGCUGCUCAGUAACGCAAAAGCUGGGAAAGAGAUCUCCGGGGGCAGCUACACAGUGAAGGGCACUAGCAUGACCUCGGGUGACUUCAGCAGCCUUUUCCCUGACAUGAGACACCCCCAGCCAGACAGUGGAAAGUCCAUCACGCAGCUGAGCCGUGGAGACGGACCACCAGGUGAGGCAGCCUUGCUUGACAGCGACUUCUUCAGGGAAUUUAGUAGCUCCAGCUCAUCCUCGAAGACCAUCACUAGCGGGUCAAGCAAGACCAGCCACUCAAUCACGAGUAAGACCUUCGCUGGCGACGACCUAGGGGGCUUUGCUCACAGUGACGUGGAUGAUGACCUGCCCGAUAUCCAAGCCCGCAGCUUCAAGAGCACAACGAAGAGAAAGAAGAGGGAUUACAUUGGAAAAGAUUGUGUUGAUAUCCUCCAGAACCAUGCGUCAGGACAUAAAAGCAACCUGUUCAAAAUUAAGCCCGAGGGCAUGGAGGAAGUGGUAGAGGUUUACUGCGACCAGGACACUGUGCUUGGCGGCUGGGUCCUGGUGCAGCAAAGAAUGGAUGGGUCCGUUAACUUCAACCGGACCUGGGAGGACUACAAGGAAGGCUUUGGCAGUGUAGACCAGCAGGGCAAGGGAGAGCUUUGGCUCGGGAACAAGCACCUGAACUCCCUCACGCAGGCCGACAGCGUGCUCAGGGUCGAGCUGGAGGACUGGGAAGGCCAGGCUUUCUACGCUGAGUACACAGUUAGAGUAGGGCCGGAAUCGGAGGGCUACACCCUGACAGUGUCCGCGUACUCGGGCAAUGCUGGGGAUGCCCUCAUCGCAGGGCAGCCCAAUUUGGGAGCGUUCCUCUCUCAUGCUAGCAUGAAGUUCAGCACGUUUGACAAAGACCACGACCGGUGGGAGGAGAACUGCGCUGAGAUGUAUGGUGGUGGCUGGUGGUACAACAACUGCCAGUCAGCCAACCUAAAUGGAAUUUAUUACAAAGGGGGCCCGUACGACCCAAGUAGCAACGUCCCCUACGAGAUUGAGAACGGCAUCGUGUGGCUGACACUAAAGCCAGCUGACUACUCACUGAAAGCUGUCAGUAUGAAAAUUAGACCUCUUGACUCCAUGUGAGAAAUAGACCUCCUUCUUCUGGAUUAUGGGAUAAAUAUGCAAAAUAUUCCUAAGCAAUCAUGUAACUUCAGGCAAGAGCUCAAUAAAGAAAUGUGUUCACCUCA